Messenger RNA from Penicillium daleae, 882 nucleotides. Its product is annotated as FAD-dependent oxidoreductase. NCBI's taxonomy places the organism in Eukaryota, Fungi, Ascomycota, Eurotiomycetes, Eurotiales, Aspergillaceae. The coding region runs from base 1 to 882 and encodes 293 amino acids. The record is from RefSeq and is a predicted model, not a curated record. The transcript has a single exon.
AUGUAUGUUAAUCUAUAUCCCCGCAACACUACGUACUCAGCUUACCUCGCAUAUCUAGUCGGCGGACAAGGCAUCACGUCCGGAUUCCGAGAUGCCAUCUCCCUCGCUUGGCGUCUCUCCAUCGCCUGCUCAUCCAAACGCCAUCUCGACUACGAACGCCUCUUCGAAGGAUGGUACCUCGAGCGAAAGCAACAGUUAGACAAAUCCCUCGCCGCGACCGUCCGCAAUGGAGACCUCGUCAACGGUAAAAGUUUCAUGCACAGCUUCAUCCGCAACUGGGGUCUCUGGUUCCUCCAACUCAUUCCUAGCUGGAAGCAUUGGCUCGAGCAAGGCCCUCGUGGUAAUGGACCGACGCAGUACAUCCACUCACCAGGGAUGCCGUUCAUCCCUGAAAUGUCUGGUGGCCUCUGUUUCCCACAGACAUAUUGCAUCUCCUUGCACAACAAUGCCGAGGCGCAAUUCACCGACGACGUAAUCUUCGCCGAGAAAAGAACGCCCUUCCAGCUCGUGGUACUUCUGAACCAUCCUAAAGAGCGGGAUAUUGCGGUCCAAGACCUGGGAAGCAUCAAGGCCAGUCCCCUUCUAUCCCCAGAGGAAGCAACCUUUUUCGUCCCCCGCAGCAAUUGCGCCAAUCUUGUUGACCGGGCGGGUACUUGCGAAUACCCGCUCUUCCGCAGCGCCACUGGCGACGAAUUCGGCCGGUCGGCGCUGUGUGAAUCCCGCCCGCUGCCGCGGGGAUACAAUGAGAUGUUGAUGUGGCAGAGCGUUCGAGGGAAACGGUAUGUGGUACUGCGGUUGGAUCGGUUUGUGUUUGCGGCUUGUAAGGAUCGAGUUGAGCUUGCGAAAGCGGUUGCCCAGUUGAAUCAGUCGUUUGAGUCGUAA